Molecule: messenger RNA, 348 nt
Organism: Penaeus indicus
Lineage: Eukaryota; Metazoa; Arthropoda; Malacostraca; Decapoda; Penaeidae
Gene: strat
Product: guanine nucleotide exchange factor MSS4 homolog
Exons: 2
Coding region: 1-348 (115 amino acids)
Biological process (GO): post-Golgi vesicle-mediated transport; small GTPase-mediated signal transduction
Cellular component (GO): membrane; cytosol
Molecular function (GO): zinc ion binding; guanyl-nucleotide exchange factor activity
Source: RefSeq, a predicted model, not a curated record
AUGGCAGACACCAACUGCUUGGUGCGAGAAGGCCAGAACAGCUGUGUGGUGAAAUGCGUCCAUUGCGAGUCCCGGGUUUUGUCUCCCCAGUCGGCCACUUUCCUCAGUCAGUCUCACGCUCUGCCAACCCCCACGCAGCCCAAAGAUCAGCCAUCGCCAAAUACAGAGGAUCUUGGUGAAUGGUGGGUUGUGGAUGACAUGUUCACCUUCGACAAUAUUGGCUUCUCCCACACGGUUGGCAGCACGAAAUACCUCGUGUGCGCGGACUGUGAGAGAGGACCAGUUGGCUGGCACGACAACACGACCAAGAAGAGCUAUGUUGCUUUAGCCAGGGUCAAACACACUUAG